AUGAGUGGUUUAUUUUCUUGUUUUCAAUCGAAAAUUUCUCAAUCGUCAACAGCACAAGAAAUAAAUAUAUUAUCAUUAAAAACAAAAUUACCUCCUAAAGAUAUUCAAGAAUGGUAUUUACGUUUUGUUCAUUGUUAUCCAUAUGAAUAUUUAUCACGUCAACAAUUUAUUAAUUAUUAUCAACAAUUAAUUGAUGAACAUAGUAUAAAAAUAAAAGGAAAAACAAUGUCACGAGAUGAAUUAAAAGAAUUUCUAAGAAAUAUGUUUGAUCUAUUUGAUAUUCCAUCAUCAAAAAUUCAUAUUAAUCAAGUUAUUAAUAAGAUUUUUCAAAAAAAUUCUCUUAAUAAAUAUGAUAAAAUCAAAUGGGAUCAAUUUGUUAAAGAAAUUCUUAAUGAUGAGACUUUAUUUCAACAAUUAAUUUCAUUAGAUUUUAAUCAAGAUUAUUCUCAACAUUAUUCAUUUAUUCAAACGUAUCAAACAUUUUAA
Molecule: messenger RNA, 486 nt
Organism: Rotaria sordida
Lineage: Eukaryota; Metazoa; Rotifera; Eurotatoria; Philodinida; Philodinidae
Source: the annotation of a GenBank genome assembly